UUAUUUUUUUAAGUUAUUAACUUUUUAACACACAUAUUCAACCAUUUGUAUAAUAACACGUGACAUGAUGUACCAUCCGAUGUAUCGAUUACACUGGAAAAAUGUCUCCUGUUUGACCCCGUGGCGUAGUUUUUUGAAGCAAAACCACAGUGCGAAAAGAGCCUCCGCAACUCUCAGAGCUCGAAAGAAAAAGACUGAUAGAAAAUGAGGUACAACUUCGACCCGCGGGCAACGGAACCGGAACCGGAACCGGAGCCGGGCCGGUCUCCGACGCCCGGAAGAGACGAAGUGGAGUGGGUCCCGCUGCAGAACCAGCCGGUCUACUCCUCCUCUCCGGUCCACGACUCGACCGGGGCUCGGGCGCCCAGAAAUCUCUUGGCCUGGGACGGAGCGUCUCGGUUUUACUUCUGGGACUCCGAUAAGCUAUGCCUUCAUCGGAUGUCCAUUCGGCGAACCCGAACCGACUUCCGUCACCGCUGCUUUCCCUUCCAAGGUACUGCAACCGGAUGUGAAGCUCGACUUUUCUGUUCACAAAAUCUCGAUCAAUAGGAAUGGAUCAGCAUUGCUCCUUUCAGGUUCGAGUAAUCUAUGCGUUAUGUACCUUAGGGGUGGACUUCCAACAAAGACAAUGCAACCAUUUGCAGGUAUGAUCGGAAGAUGGCAAUACGUUAUUAAUUUUCAUUUUCAUCUUAAACAUGUUGUGUUGGGGUGUCUUAGAAAGCCGCUUGAGCAGGGAAUGAACUGUAAUGGUGGUUUAGAUUAUACGUUGACAUGUUCGUUUAGGCUUAAUUUUACGUGUUAACUUCUUUUACAAUUCCCGCACGCACUAGAGUAAGGAAAGGGAAAGAAAGAAGAAAUUAUCGUAAGGCGCAAAUAUGGGGUUCCUCUUAUGAUC
Molecule: messenger RNA, 895 nt
Organism: Malus domestica (apple)
Lineage: Eukaryota; Viridiplantae; Streptophyta; Magnoliopsida; Rosales; Rosaceae
Source: RefSeq, a predicted model, not a curated record